Molecule: messenger RNA, 765 nt
Organism: Theobroma cacao (cacao)
Lineage: Eukaryota; Viridiplantae; Streptophyta; Magnoliopsida; Malvales; Malvaceae
Product: zinc finger (C2H2 type) family protein
Molecular function (GO): nucleic acid binding; zinc ion binding
Source: RefSeq, a predicted model, not a curated record
ACCGCCACCGCCACACCUCAUCGUUUCCCUUUUUUACUUCUAGGGUUUUUCAAGGAGUCUACUACGAAACCCUACUUUCGAACCAUUCAGAAUAAUUUAAUUAGGAAGGGGGAAAAAUGGGAGGAAAAUGUCCAAACAGGAAAGUAAAGAAGCGAAGAUAUUCUCACAAAACAGCUCGCCGCGACAAAUUCCUCGUCAAAGGUGACGACGCCGUUUAUGAGGAGUUGCAAAAGGGUGAUUCGGAAAAGAAGCCUUUGCCUCGCGAUGAGGACUUGCCUGGAAUGGGCCAAUAUUACUGCUUACAUUGCGACCGAUAUUUUGCGAAUGUGACUGUGAGAGACGAACAUUACAAGACGAAACGUCACAAGAAACGUUUGAAGCAAAUGUCGGGGCCUGCACCACAUACACAACUUGAUGCCGAGUUAGCUGCUGGGAUGGGUAUACCGGAUAAUGGACCAACAUUAAUGUCAAUGUGAGCAUUUCUGAAUUUGGCUCCAUCCGUGAUGUGCAUUGUUCUGGUGAUCAGUGGGCACAGUUAUGGCUCCUGAUUGUAGAGGAUUUUUUGGGUGCUGUAGAAUUUCUUUAGAGACAAACUGAUUGUAUUACCUGCUUUAGAAACGAUAAACCAAUUUUGCAUUCCUUUUACUAAUGUUUGUUUGGAUAAGUGGAUUCUUUCGGUUUUUUUUUUUCUUCUUCCUGUGUCAUUAAAUCUUAAAAUUUUGUAAGCAAUAUAAUGUGGAUGAAUAUAGUGAGUACCAGAGAUCA